CUUUCCCGUGGUUAUUGGUCUCUCACUGUCGAACGAAGCAGUUGCAUAUUAUAACAACAGCCAAACAAGUCUUACGUCCGCAAACACAUUAUUUGGAUUUAAAAUCAGUUAGAAUAACGCGUUCAAUGCGAACAGUUUGUAGUUGGAUAAGCGAGAGUGUGAAAUAGCGCUAAACGAAACGAACGACGACAAUUGAUACAACGAUUUUCGUUCCAAAAAAAAAAAAAUAAAAAAAAAUUUAUUCGCGGUGUUAAAACAAGGUGAUUUUUUAUUUUGAAAAAGAAACAACAAAAUCAUCAAGCGAUAACAAUAAACAAAUCGAACAUAAAUACGUUCGAAAAGAAAAUUGCGCGCGGUAAAAGGAUUGAAACGGUGGAACCGCCUAGCAUCCACACAAGAAACAGUAACCAACCACUUGCGUUUUUCAAACGUCAUUUCAAAAACCACCAAGAUAGUGCUCUAGUUUAAUUACGACGCGCCAAUACUUAAUCCCAGCGACACACACAGAGCAUAGCUCCUUUUUUCUCAAAAGAGAAAAUAAACGAAAACAUUCCUUAGUGCAUGCAAAAUCGAAAUCGAAUUCGGUGAAUCGGAAUAGUCCUGAACCAAACAUAUCAAGAAAAAGGAUAGUCAAAAUUGGACUUUUUUUCCAUUGGUUGAAAGAGAAAAAAGAAGUGAAAGAUUUCGGAAAGCGGUGGUGGUGAUUCAUUGAAAAUCGAUACACAUCGGAAACGUCGAAACGAGAACUUUAUUGAGCAACAUUCACACACACACAUUUCACGGAUUAACCGCAAAACAGCAAUAUCGUGUAGUACGCCGCGCGCCCCAUACAUCAAGCUCCUGUCUAAUUAACCAACACAUAAUUUCGAACGCAGUUAUUGCCUAGGCAUAGGCAAACACAUACGGCUGCUAUAAAUUGCCCGGCCGAGGCGGAGGCGGGUUGAGAAAAGAACCAAUUUCGUGGAAGAAAUUCACAUAAAAUCAAAUACAAAGCAACAGAGAAAAACAAAAUCAAAACAAACAUGAGGCUAUCAAUAUCAAUUGGCAUUGUACUGAUCAUUCAGUGUUGCUUUGUGGCAAUCCAAGCGACGACCAAAAGUGUGUUGAUAUACAGCAAUACAGUUGGCCAAUUGGUAACAUCCAACACAUUGGGGUGGCAAUAUUUUGCUGGCGAUCAGAAGCAAUUAGAGUUUGCCGUUGAAGCGGCCCAAUAUCAUUCAGAACAAGAGAAUUAUCCAAUUUAUGUGUGUCGAUCUACUGUCGACGGCAUCACUGUUACGGGCCACACACAGAAACGUGAUUCACGUACCGUUUGCAUUAUAUCGAUGCAUUCGGAUGUGCGUUCGCAUCAUGCGUUUGAAGUGUUGCUGAACAAAGGCAAUGGCGGGAAAUUAACAUGGAAACCCUGGAACAAAUACAGUGCAGUCAUUCCAACUGGAGCGGUUAGCGCCACAAGCGAUGGUCAUGUGGAAGAUAACUAUGUAGCUCGACGAAAGGCUCAUACAGAAGGAGGACACGAGCAACAUCACCAUCAUCACGGUGGCAUUGAUUAUAAUGUUGGACGCUUCGCCCCCAAACUUAACCUGGGCAAAGUUAUUGUUCCGGUGGUCAGCGCUGAAAAGGAAUACGAAGAUGGUGAAAUUCUAGUGGAAGCUGAGCCAAUUCGCUAUGAGUUGCGUGACAUCAAAAAAGAUAAGUGGCGCACUCAAAUCACAACAAAUGUCACGAUUUUGGGCACAGCUGUUUUAUCGAACACUGACGAAGGCACCAACACCAUUGAAUCAAUCAUCACGUAUGAAUUCAAUAAAGGCAUCUACUGGGGAACGGUUGAAUUUGUUGCUCGAGGUUUGCCAACCGAAGUCUAUGAGAACGCCAAAUCAUCACCAGUUAAAUUGCCCAAAGGCUGGGGAUUUGAAGACACUGAGAAAACUACCGAGAUAAAGCAAGUGAGCGCUAGUUUACAGCCGGGCACAGCGAUGAAUGUUACAUUAAUCGGAAAUUAUACGAAAUCGGAAGGCCCGUACAAGGCAAAAUUGAAGUCAUACUAUGCAGACAGCGACGAACCAAAAACCAGAGACAUUGAAGCAAUCUUCUGGAUGCAAGAUAUGUUGGAUGUGCACUUUGAAUACGGUCCAAUAUACUGGCAACACAAUUCAACAUUGGUACCAACAACAACAACCACCACGACGACGACGACAACAACAACCACGACCACCACCACCGAAGCGUCGAGUACGACCAACAAAAAUAAGAAUCCAUCGUUGGCAAAUCGUGGCAAUUUCAUUGAUAACAACGAUAUUCCAGAAGAUGCACCAGACGCUGCUACUGAAGCCAAAUACAAGCUGCAAAGCGAAUCGAACAGUAACAGUGCAAACGGCGGAGAUACGAAUUCGGCUAGCCGAUUCAGUAAUAGUUGGGCAUCGUCUGUGAUUUCAAUGGGUUUUGUGGCGCUAUUCUUUUGUAUCCGACACAAAUACAAUGUUUAAACCUGCUUAUUUUUUUCCUGCUGCAAUACAUCUUUUUCAUCGUUCAGCUGUUGUUGUUGCUGCUGCAAUUGAAAUUGCUGUUGGUCCAAAUCAGUUUGAAUUAAAUCCAAUUCAACACGUUCCACGUUAAUGUUGUUUUCGGCGUCAACGGCGUGCGGCAAAGACGUUUUGUCGAAUUGUGUUAAUUCGCUGUUGCAGCUGUUCGCUUUCUUGUUCGGCUGAUUGAACCAAGUUGAGUGCCGCUUGAAUGGUCACAAUUCGGAGAGAUACGUUCAUAGGUGUAUGUUCACUAGAAGAAUUGGAUUCAGAUCUUCGGUCAUGCGGUGACCGAGAACGUUCGGAAUUUCGAGAUUCUCGUCGACUUUGGUGAGAUUUCCGUGAUGAUGUUGGAGAUCUUCGGUCAUGCGAUGACCGAGAACGUUCGGAACUUCGAGAUUCUCGUUGACUUCGGUGAGAAUGAUGUGAUGGUACUGGAGAUGGUGGUUGAGGUGGUGGUGGUUGAACUCUAUUUUUGAUUUCGGUUGCAAUCAUCAAUCGAAGUGUGUUGUUGUAUCCUUCUCUCAAACCAAAGUGAACAGACACCAAUUCCCCGUUAGCUAAUGAGCCCACCGCAAAAUGUUGAAUAACUAUGUAAUCACUAAUUUGCUGACGUGGGAUUAUUUGUGGUGGAACGUCCCGUGUCUCAAAAAACAUAAUCGGUGGAGCCAUCUGUAACAAGAGCAUAAAAAAAGAAUUCAAGCCAACGAAUUUUCAAUUAAAGUGAAACACGACUUCUAUAGUCGACAGAUAUUUUUCGAUUCACUUUCAAGCGAAGAGAAUUUAUGUUGCACUUUUAAAAAUACAGAAUAUUGUUUAUUAUUCAACUUUAGUCAAUUUUAUUCCUAACCAAGCACCGGUUCGGACAUAGAAAUAUGUUUACCUAGAUGUUCUAUACUGUAUAAAUAUGCAAAGCAUAGACGCAUACGAACGACCGUGCGACGAACGUAUCACCAGAGCCAUCGUUGUUUGCAGUAUAUACAGUAUACACUGUAUUCAUACACACACUUACGCGUGCGUCUCACAAUGCACGAUCGCCCGUUGAUACGUUCGUCGCACGGUCAUCCGUACGCGUCUAUGCUUUGUAUAUUUAUCUUGCAUAUUUCUAUAUCCGAACCGAUGCUUGUUCCUAACCACUCAGUUGGAAAAUGAAAUUUAAAAUUAAUUUUUUUCUGAUAAGGUUUUUUAAUCAUGGUAGUAAAUUUUUUGCAAAAAAGAAAUGUGAAAAAAAAAAACGAAAAACAUUUCCGAAGCUUGAAAUUUGGAUUUGACACGUUUACACAAUUUCACACUUACUUGGAUGCUAUUGCCUGCCCUUCAAACUGGGUCAACAUAGGAGGCCAACACUAUGUGCCAAUGAAAUCUAUGGGACCAGGCGCAACUUUCGUAUGGCUCAUUUUCAGUGCCCAGUCCAAGUCUUGGCCAAGUUGUUCUUAUUUGUCUGAAAUGUUCAUCACGAAACGAUCAUUCGUCUUGUUCUUCGAAGAAAAUUGUACCAAAUUUGGCCCAUCAUAUUCCAUGUUCCAUGUUCAAUGGUCUCGAAUCGUUUUUUGUGGGAGGUCCCAAAAUGUUACCAAUUACAAUACUUUUGCUUAAACAGUGUGAUGUGUGCGCGUGGAAAAGCAAAAUGAGAACGAUUUAACUGAUCGAAAUGAUACAUACGUAAUUAAGGAAAUGCACAAUAAAAUAAAAUAAAGCACACGCGUGCGGUAAGCGUUUGAACUGGAUCCAAACUAGACAACUAUCGCGUACAAUAGAAAAUGCAACGAAUUCCUGCUGCUGCUGCUGCUGCUGCUGCUGUUGUUGCCACAACAGAAACACUCUACAAUUUAGAGUAUGUUUUUGAAUGCGAAUCAUUUAAUUUUUGUCGAUUACAAUCUAUUUCAAAGCGAGCGCUCACUUUCUCUUCGUCUCAGUUUUUUCUAAUCUUCAACUCUCCGUUUUCCGUUCUUUCUCCCUCUAAUGAGAGAGAAUUCGAGAAAAAUCGUGAUAAAUUGAUGAAAUGGAACGAAAUUAUUCUCAUGAGAUAUCCGUAAAUGAUAGUUAAUUAGCCAUAGAAUUAGCAUAGCCCAGAUGACCGCUCCAUUUGCUACGCUCGAAUUUCUGAGAGCCCAUCUCAUUGGAUUAGACCACCUACAACUUUCCUUUCCGAUGCAAUCAAACUUGCAUUGCAUCGCACUCACACACACAUACACACAGCACCGCGUUGAUGAUGACGUCGACUACCAUGGUGGGCGUAACAAAUUGAAUUGGUCUCAAUAUGUGAUUCACUGAUAAAACAAUAUCAUGGCCAGAGAUAAACAGUAGAUUGAUGCGAUUCGUGUGCAACUUGUGGAUUCGGGGUUAUAUUUUUUGUUGUGGGAUUUUUGAAUUUCGACCAAAAGUGUCACCUUGCAUCGAAUACACGAAGAAGAUUUCAAUGGAUGGUUUUUUGAUCACAUAGUGCAAUAGAACUUCCUUCACAGCUUAAAGAUCGUUCUGAAAUUUCAAAAUUAUUUUUAAUGCGUUGAAAUAGGACUCUCCAGAAAUUUAAAGCAAAGUCCAAUGUGGGCAAAUGGAGUUUCUUUCAAAUUUGUAUUCCCUUUUCUUCUUUAAUGUUGAAUCGAAACCGCGUACCUUAUGAAAGAAUCAUUAGUUCAUAUCAUAUCAUAUCAAACCGAACGAAGAAGAAUGCAAAGAUCUUCAAAAAUAUGCGGUGAUUGUCUUGCAGAGUAAUCAAAUGUGUUUGGAGUUGAACAGAAGAAAUAAAAUUUGCGGAAGAAAGUAAACAGAAUGUCUGUCUUAGCCAAUUCAAAAAUAUGGCAAUUCACACGGGAAUGAUAGUUCUGCGUGUGUGUCAAGAAAUAAAGAAAUAAAGGGAAACAAUUCUACGAACAUUUUGUAAAAUGUAAACAGCGAACUGUUUCAUAACUUUAUCUAAUCAUUUAAUCGCUGUGUGUGUCGAUAAUUUUAAGCAUGACAGUACAUUGUUGUUUAUUAAAUGGAAAUUGAUUUUCGUUUUCGCAAUAAAAUCCAAUAGAAAUUUGUCCAAUAUAUCUGUAUAUCGCGAUCGAUUUGUGUGAUAAUGAUGAAAUUGCCUGUUAAUCACUUGGUAUGUCUCACAACUACACUUUGCCAACUUUUCUAUUUAUAGUGCUGUCUCGGUUACAAUUAGAUUAAGAACGACAGCAGAAAUUGUUUUGUCGGCUCUUAUCUGUGUGCAAACCAGGUAAAUUCUUCCAAAGAACCUUGCGUACAAAGGGUACAAUUCACAGAGCAUUUCAAAGCCAAUUAAAUCAAUAGUAAUAUAUGGAGAGAUAGAUAGAUAUAAAUGCGAUUCGAUUGCUUUCACUUAUUAGUAAUCUACCUGCUGAUAAUGUGGACGCAAUUUUUUUCUCUCUCUCUUUCUCUCUGGUACGAAUAUGUUCUUUGCUCACACCAAACGAUCGACAAUCAUAAUGUAAUGCGAUUUCAACGAUUGCUAAAUUUCACACUGGCAGACGUUUCAAACGAUAUACGGCAAUUGAUUAUUGCGUUGAUUUUCUAGCAUUCGUCUUCACCGAAUUUCGAUUUGUUUGUGUGCAAAGAUCGUGAAUUUGGAAAAUUCUUUUUUUUUUGCAUUUACCUAUGUGCUUUUGAUUUAACAUUAGAUUUUUGUCAAAAUUCGUGGACAUAAUUCUUGGUCGAGAUGAUUUUAGUGGAAUUUCUCAUUUUUAUGCUUCUAGUCACGAUUGGAAUUUGUAUAUUGGUGCGAACUGAAUUGAGUUUUUUUUUUGUUCAUGACGUGUACUGACUAACUGUGCUUUCAAUUUUAUCAGUAUUUUUGUUGUUCAUCGGCUUUGCCGUCACGGACAGAAGAACCUCCGGUUUCAGCCACACAACCAAUUUCACAACAUCAAAGAGGUUUGUUGGAAGGCUUCUUGUUUGUUGUUAUUUAGGCUUUGUGCGCUAUACUUUGUGCUCCAAAGAAAUUUUUUUUCUAAUUUUCAAUGAAAUCAAUUUUAAAAUGAAAUAAUCCAUUUGUUUCAGCUACACGCGGGAAUAAAACCGAUGACGAUAUGCCUCCAGUAUUUGCGAUUGCAUCCGCAUCGGGUUCAUCACGAUCGAUUAAUGAUCACAACGAUAUUGGAUUUGUUGAGUUUUGCAUUGAUGACCAACCACCACCAAAGUAUGACGAUGCAAUCGUUAUAAAACCACAAAUGCCUAUCACCGUGGUUUAGAUCGACAUUUUGUCACAUUUCAACUAUAGUUCACCCCGAUGAGCUAUCAAUCCAUUUUUUGCACAUUUCGAACAGCUAAUUUCUUUUUUUCUUUCACUCAAAUUACCUCAAACAACAACUUCAUCCGUUAAAUGUCUCAUUUUGGUAUACAAAUGCCUCGUUUCAUUUUCAAUCGAAUGAUAGUUUUGCGCUAGAAUUAAGCGAAGUUUGUUUGUGAUUCAUGGUAUCGUUCUAUACAAAUAAAUCAACCAUUGAUCGUAGUUUUCGUUUCAACCCUUAAUAUGCUGUGAUAAUCGACGGAAUACUUUGAGUAGUUUCACGAUUAUUCAUCGCCACCAGCCAUGAAUCAAAGGGUUCACGAUGAAAUGACGCAAAAUAAAUGAAAAAAAUUAUAUUUUAUUUUCUCUCCCUUUUUUUCUCAACUAUUACGCUAUAUUACAAUAUUAAUCUUGUUUUUAUUUCCUGUUGCUUUUUUUUCAAUUCUUCAAAUUGAAGUGAGGUUCUUAUAAACAAUAAUAAGUGAUCUCAUUCGUCUGGAAUAUGUUACAUUGAUUGAAGAAAACACAAAGAAAACUAAGUACGAUUAUGACAUAUCUCUUUCUUUUCGUCAACAAUUACAUUUUUUUGAACUAGCUACAAAAUAGAAAUUAACAAUGAUCCUAAUGUCGAUUUUUGUAUUAUUUUCAUUUUAAUUUUUUCUUUUCAAACUGAAUUUUAUAUGCAGCGAAUGCAUAAGUUUUGUUUUUGUUCUUGCACAGAAAUACAUAUAUUCCGAACAUAUUGGAACGAUGUCUAUUUUGAUAAAAA
Sitodiplosis mosellana (orange wheat blossom midge) is the source of this 7528-nucleotide messenger RNA. RefSeq names its product protein unzipped-like. The record is from RefSeq and is a predicted model, not a curated record. Lineage: Eukaryota; Metazoa; Arthropoda; Insecta; Diptera; Cecidomyiidae. Bases 1023 to 2486 code for a protein of 487 amino acids. The transcript is spliced from 8 exons.